Molecule: messenger RNA, 1436 nt
Organism: Annulohypoxylon truncatum
Lineage: Eukaryota; Fungi; Ascomycota; Sordariomycetes; Xylariales; Hypoxylaceae
Exons: 2
Coding region: 522-1436 (304 amino acids)
Source: RefSeq, a predicted model, not a curated record
GACCAGAAAUUUUUACUCAGAGCUCUGAAUACCGCUAUUCUUCUCGUAACAUUGCAUUAAUAUGAUGUUAUAUGACAAUCGACAACGUUGUUGCCCCGGGAUGAUCCCAAAGAAUAUCCUAAUUUGGAAAGAUGCUGCGCUGGGCUGAGACUUUAGCCCACGCGUAGUUGGGCAAGCAAUUGGUCUGUCGUUACACAAGCAUCCAUGCGAGUUAUCGAAGCCGUCGAAGGAUCUGGCUUCACACCACACACCCCGGGCGGUGGGGGCUGUAAAUGCUGGCCUGAUAGGUGUAUCUGGUAGGACUUUCUAUAUGUAAAUGUUAUAAGCGCGCUUAAGGAUAGUAGCUGAAGAACGUGUAUCACGAAGACCUUCUUUUAAGAAGCUAAGAUACCUAUUUAAUUGACUAGGCCUCCCUCACCUUGUCCUUCCUUUCACAUACACGUACGUGCGUACAGAGCACAUACUACUCAUUUCCAUUCCCUUCGAUUCAAACACACCUUCAAACAUCUAAACCUCUAAAAAUGGGAGACAAAACGGCAGAGAAAAUGGUAGUAGACGCAAAGGCGGACUCCAAAGCCGGCUCGUCAUCAUCAUCAAAAGCAGCAGACUCGAAAGACCCGCCGCCGCCGUACUCGUUCGCGGCGCCUCCCGGCGAACUCCAGCCACCGCAGGCGCAACCGCAAGGCCGACCGGCCAAGAUCCCGCGCCAGUUCCCCCCCGCGUUCAACAUGUACCGCGACGGCGGGCUCGGCGGGCGCCACUACACGCUGGGCGAGCACCAGGACCGGCCGCUGUACGCGGUGGCGCUGCACACGGGGUUCUCGGGCAAGCCGGACGUGGUGCUGCAUAACGGGCCGAGCGAUAGCCGCCCGCCCCUCGCGGCGGCGGAGAAAAGCGGCUGGAGCUCGCGCGGCACGGUGUACCUCCCGCCCGUGCCUGGUCUGAGUCUGGGUACGGGACCGGGAAAUGGCGGGAUACCGGCUGCGCAGGAGAAGUUUGAGACGGGCGGGGGACCGUUCGGGCAUAAGACUUUUUCGUUUGGGAUUGAGACGGGUGUAGGGGAGGGCCAGAGGAGGGAGAUGUUCGAGUGGAGACACUCUUCUUCGGGCGCGGUUAAGGGGCUCGGGGGGCGAGGUGCCGGGUGGAAGCUUUGCCGCUUGGCGAAUGGGCCGCCGGCGGGUGUGCAGGCUGCGGAGUUUGUGCAGGGCGGGGAGAGGGGGAGUGAUGGGCGGGAGGUCGUUGCUGUGUGGGCCUGGGCUAGCGGGAGCAUGACGAAGACGUGGAAGUUCCAGUUCCUCGGGUCCGGCGCGAACGGCGUGCUGGGCGAGCGCUGGGCGGUCAUGGCGGUCAUGACGGCGCUGAAGAUGUGGGACAUCGAGAGGCGCGCGAGGCAGAACGCCCGCGCUAACGCCGGUGCGGCCGGUGGUGGAGCUUAG